Molecule: messenger RNA, 2395 nt
Organism: Lagenorhynchus albirostris (white-beaked dolphin)
Lineage: Eukaryota; Metazoa; Chordata; Mammalia; Artiodactyla; Delphinidae
Product: zinc finger protein 37A-like
Exons: 5
Coding region: 259-1947 (562 amino acids)
Biological process (GO): regulation of transcription by RNA polymerase II
Cellular component (GO): nucleus
Molecular function (GO): DNA-binding transcription factor activity, RNA polymerase II-specific; RNA polymerase II transcription regulatory region sequence-specific DNA binding
Source: RefSeq, a predicted model, not a curated record
CCGGCGGCUGCGAGCCCGGUAGCUGGCUAGCAGGACGCUGCUGUGGAGCACCGGGGGAAGAUGAAGCUCCAGGCUAGAGGCGGGUGAAAGAGGAAACGGCUUUGUGUCCAGAUUCGGUGUAAAUCUGGCCCCGUUUUUAUGCACCUGUUGAGAACCUGCACGUCCCAGCGCUUAGUUUUCUCAUCUCCAAGGUGCCCUGUCGUUUGAGGCCUCGGUGUAGCCCCUCAGUUCUCUACAUUCUUCCAGGAGCAGCAGAAAAUGAUCACAUCCCAGGGAUCACUGUCAUUCAGGGAUGUGACUGUGGGCUUCACCCAGGAGGAGUGGCAGCACCUGGACCCUGCUCAGAGGACGCUGUACAGGGAUGUGAUGCUGGAGAACUACAGCCACCUCAUCUCAGUAGGGUUUUGCAUCCCUAAACCAGAAGUGAUCCUCAAGUUGGAGCAAGGAGAGGAGCCAUGGAUAUUGGAGGAAGAGUCCCCAAGCCAGAGUGUCCCAGAAUUAAUUAGUAGCAGUAGAAACUAUUCAAGAAAGAAGUUUGAUGAGUUUAACAAAGGUAGAAAAUGGUUCCAUGAUGAAAAGCAUGAAGGAAUUCACUCUGAAGAGAAACCUUAUGAAUAUAAUAAAAAUGGGAAUGGCCUCUGUCUUAAUGAAGACUCUGUUCAGCAUCAAAAAAUUCAAAUUUUGGAGCAACCUUUUGAAUACAGUGAAUGUAGGAAAGCUUUCCAUGAGAAUUCACUCUUUGUUAUACAUAAGAAUCCUUACACAGGACAAAACACCUGUGAAUACACUGAAUACAGAAAAACCUUCUGUGAUAUGUCAUCUCUCUUUGCUCAUCAGAGAACACAUCCAAAAGAGAAUCAUUAUGAAUUUAAUGAAUGUGGAGAAAAUUUCUUUGAGGAAUCCAUUCUCUUUGAACAUAAUGUUCACCCUUUGAGCCAGAAGUCAGAUCUCAUUCCAAUUCAGAGAAGCCACUCAAUUGACAAUAUUAUUGGAUAUAAUGAAUGCGGAAACUUUUUCAAUGAAAAAUUAGUCUUUGGCAUACAACAGAGCAUACAAACAGGAGAAAAACCCUAUGAAUGUCAUGAAUGUGGAAAAACCUUCAACAAGAAGUCAGCCCACACAAGACAUCGGAGAACCCACACUGGGGAAAAAUCCUGUGAAUGUCAUGAAUGUGGGAAAACUUUCUGCAAGAAUUCAGACCUCAUUAAACAUCAGAGAAUUCAUACAGGGGAGAAACCUUAUGAAUGUCAAGAAUGUGGGAAAUCCUUCAGUGAAAAGUCAACCCUCACCCAACAUCAUAGAACACACACAGGGGAGAAACCAUAUGAAUGUCAUGAAUGUGGAAAAUCCUUCUCAUUUAAGUCAGUCCUUACUGUACAUCAGAAAACACACACAGGGGAGAAGCCCUAUGAAUGCUAUGAAUGUGGGAAGGCCUUUCUCAGAAAAUCAGACCUCAUUAAACAUCAAAGAACUCACACAGGAGAAAAACCUUAUGAAUGUAAUGAAUGUAGGAAAUCCUUCUCUGAGAAGUCAACGCUCACUAAACAUUUGAGAACUCAUACAGGCGAGAAGCCCUAUGAAUGUACUGAAUGUGGAAAAUUUUUCUGCUACUACUCGGGUUUCACAGAACAUCAGAGGAGACAUACAGGAGAGAAACCUUUUGGAUGUAAUGAAUGUGGGAAAAACUUCCGUCAGAAAUCAGCCCUAAUUGUUCAUCAGAGAACUCACGUAAGACAGAAACCCUAUGAAUGUAAUGAAUGUGGAAAGUCAUUCUGUGUGAAGUCAAAACUCACUGCACAUCAUAGAACACACACAGGGGAGAAACCCUAUGAAUGUAAUGUUUGCAGGAAAUCAUUCUAUGUGAAGUCAAAACUUACUGUACAUCAGAGAACACAUUUGGGAAGAAACCCUAUAAAUAUAAUAAAUGAGGGAAGUCACUCUGGGUGAAGUCAAGAGUUUAUAUAACAAAUAACACAAAGCAGGGAGAAAAAUCUAUUAAGAUUUUGUGAACAUCUUUGGUCUAAAGUCAGUUCUCGUAAUACAGCAGAGAACUUACAGAGGGAAGAAAAUAAUACGAAGGUAUUCUGGACAUAGGAAAAUUUUCUACUGGAAUUUGAACCAUACAGUGCAUCAGAAAGCUCAGAGUACAGAAAACCUAUUGGUGAAUGAAUACAGGGAACCUUCUGCCCAAAGCCACACCUCACUAAACAUCAGAGAAAUCACACAGGGUAGAAACCUCUAUCAGUAUUCAUAAAGAAGACUUCAUUCACAGGCCAGAGAAAAUGCACAAACUAUAUAGCAAAUUAUAGGAAAGCAUUUACUAUGAGUUGGUGUCUUAUUGGACUCGUGUGAAAUGUUUGAAGUAGCAUUUCAGUGGAUAUCAGAUAGUAAUUUA